Messenger RNA from Anopheles cruzii, 492 nucleotides. RefSeq names its product ribonuclease P protein subunit p21 (gene Rpp21). The transcript has 2 exons. Bases 55 to 492 code for a protein of 145 amino acids. Gene Ontology annotation, cellular component: nucleolar ribonuclease P complex. Gene Ontology annotation, biological process: tRNA processing. The record is from RefSeq and is a predicted model, not a curated record. NCBI's taxonomy places the organism in Eukaryota, Metazoa, Arthropoda, Insecta, Diptera, Culicidae.
GCACAACAGAUUGGUCGCUGCUUUUCAGUGUUAUUAAUUGAUAUCUGGCCUCUAAUGUCCGCCGGUGAGAAGAAGCCAGCAUCCCAAAAUGGCACACAACCUGUGGCAACAAAUGAAAAAAAGAAGCAAGCAAAACUUUGUGCCGGUCGUGAGACUUACGAAAGAAUGAACUUUCUGUACCAGGCCGCAACAAUGAUGUCAAGCUCUAACCCACAGCUUGCAGCAUACUAUGGCAAAUUGACCAAAUCGGUCGGCAAGAAAGCGGUACUGCGAAUGGAACCAGCAAUCAAGCGUACGCUUUGUGUGCGCUGCGGUGUCCACUUGAAUCCCGGCUUUACGGCGGAUAUUCACGAUUAUCGACACAAGAAACUGUGCUACCUACAAGUUGACUGCAAGCUGUGUGGGUUUUCGAAGCGAUUCUAUAACCACAAAAACCAUCACCUAUGGUUGGACAAUCCACAAUCGAUUGUUGAACGAGUGGAGUUUUCGUAG